ACGCUUCCUCGCUCUGCUUACACUCACACACACACACAUCCAUCCUGUAUGUUACACCCUGUGUGUGCCCAGGUGUAUGGCCUCUGGGGUCAAAGGUUAGCCUCAUUGAUUUGUCUUCUCAGAAACAGCUGUUAGAUCAGUUUCUGUCUGCAGAGGCGAGGCAGCAGGGGGCUGAAUAUCCCCCCGCUGACAGUUUCUGGUCACCUGAUAUUUGUGGUUGGAAGCUGAGACUUUGCACCAGAGCAGAGUUUGUCUUAAAUUCUGUUGAUCCGGAGGAUCAACGCCCAGAAGAACUGCAGACGUUUUCCUUGGUCAGGAAGGAAAAGCCUCCGAAGCUACGCCACUGAUGCUGCGUUAGUUCAGUGAAUAUUAUCGUAACCGCGAGUCUUUCUGAGGCCGAUCGAUGGUUGGUUUAAGAGAACGAGACGUCAGCAACAACAGGCACGACUCUUCUGCAGCAUCAUCAAACCCCUGCACCCGUCACUCUCAGCCUGGGUCGUGACCGACCCGGGGAAACAGCCACACUGAUCCGUCCGUUUGAACUGGAGGAAUUUGGACGUUUUGAGUCUCAGCGGCGCCGCAGUGUUUGAUUUUUAGAGCUGAGGGAGAAUUGAGAGUUGGACAAUGGCUGAUGACCUCAGGGGGCGUACCACAGGAAGUGACAUUAAGCAAAUGAAAGCGAAAUAAGGCGUCAGUGACGCAGACACACAGACUGGCCGAUGACCCUCUGACAGCUACACGUCUCCAGGAAAAAGUUUGUGUUCCCGGAGUGGUUGGCGAGUCGUUGCUGGCUGAUGAAAUCAGUCCAAACCCAGUGACUGCCAAUGAGAACAAAGGAUGCUCUUUACGGACGUGUGAGAGGCGGUAAAUAAGCGAGUAGCCAGGACUGUCCACUAGGUGGCAGUCGGGUGACGCACGAUGUGCUUUAUAUGUGGGCGGGGCUUAUUAUCCAGCAGGUGAGGUAAACGUUGAUUAUUUUUAACAGUGAAUCGUGCAAAGCUGCUGCAGUCGAAUCCAAAAAUAGAAACAUGGAAUCAGAAAUUUGAAAUGCUUCCCAGAAUUCAGCUUCCUUAUGUCAAGUUAUGCAAUCAAAGCAUGAAGCAUUAAUCGGUGUUUGAUAAUUGUGUCGUCGCGUCUGAUGAAACACCAAAGGCAACUUCCCGUGUGCAACCUGUCGACCGGCUCUGAAGCCUCUGCUGCUCCUGUGAUAAAUAUUCCAUGCUGCUGCAUCACUCCGGCAUCCGAAGUGGGUGAAAUAUACGAUGUCUGCACACGCACGCACGCACGCACGCACGCACCACACACACACACACACACACACACACACACGCACGCUGAGAGUCAGCGGCUCAGUCGGCGCGGGUUACUCAGGGUGACAGCCUGGAGAGUUGUGCAACAGAACUGCGCUGUGAUUGGCUGAGAGGGCAGAAGUGAACAGGACGUCCCAGCCUAGUUUCCACUCUUUGACUGCGUGUGGGAGAGACACACACAGAGAUGCUGUGUGUGUGUGUUACUGUGUGUGUGUUAUCACAGCCUGUCCCCACUUAACCCCAGCAUGGUCUGAGGGCCAACUGGGUUAUAUAAAGCCUGCUGCUCGGUCAGCCUCACCAGCCAGAAGCCUGAGCUGUGUGCGCGUGUGUGUGUGUGCGCGCGUGUGCGCGUGUGUGUGCGUGUGUGUGUGUGGUGUGUGUGCGUGUGCGUGUGUGUGUGUGUAAGUUGCCACCGGGGAGGAGAGAGACAGAGGAAGUAAAAAAUGUGCAGAUUUGGAUUAACAAGCCCUGAUCCUGCUCGUCCGGUUACUUCCAAGCAUCGCUGCACCGUCUUCAGUUUUUUUAAAUAGUAACUUUAUUUAUAGCACAUUUGUCUACGUUUACAUACAGAGAUGAGAAAUUCUUUAUUAUGUCUGGACUUGUGCGUUUGUUACGGCAGACAUGAUGAAGAGUCACAACAACAUCUGGCAGAUGUGUCUUCCUGCGUCUGCGCUCAGGGCAGCUCCUGUGUGCCCGACUUCCUGAUCAGUUUAUCCCGUCUGCUGGAGGCUGCAGCUCGAUGCUGCUCCCCCAUCUUACUGCAGAAAUCCACUGUGGUGCGUUCCCUGGAAGCAGAGCCUGCUCGGAUCCUUCUCGUAUCCAGCCUCUGCACUGGUCUUGCAGCUCGGCCUGUUAUCAAUGUGGACGCCCAGGUACGCGCACUCUUGGACCUCCCUGACAUCCUGUCCCAGACGUCAGCUGUGUAGCCGUCCUCUCACCAUCUCUGCUGCUAUCACAUGCAGGAGCAGAUCUGUCCUCCUCCUCCUGAACAUCACUAACACACCCAGAGUGUUUUUGACCUCAAAGUGUCGAAGGUGAGCAGGAAUGGAGACGUUAUCGCCUCCUGAGGUGUUUCCUGCAGCUACUCUCUCAGUAGCAGCUGCUGAAUCGUGUCAAUGCACGUGAGGAACCAGAGGAGGCGUUUCUAACCGUGCAUGCAGAGGACUGCAUCAGCCACCCCCAGAUUCAGUCUGCGUGCAAACCUCUCAGGGUCAAGGGAGGUUCUACCUGUGCUCUCAGGUGGGCGGAGACUAGUCUCUGCAUCACCUUGAUAACAUGAUGGAUGGUUGACCUCUGAUGGAGUCGACUUGUUGGUCACAGGAGACCACGGAGGUCACGGAGUCCCACGUCUUUUUCUGCCCGUGCAGGCAGGACGUCUGACCACAGUCAAAAUCAUUCGACACUUAGAAAUCUCUACCAACUUAACUCAGUUGGUAAUUUAAUUUUCUCUUUAUUUUCUUUUUUCCAUCUAAAUUGAUUGGCCUGGAGAAGGCCAGCACAAAGAUGAUUGGACUAGACUAGUGAUGUCACAAUGAGCUUAGAUUAGCCCCCAAACACCUGGGCAGCAGACAGAUGUGUGACUGCAGAUGUUCAUCAUUGAACAUCUGUAUGAGCUGAAGUCUUUACACAUAUUUAAUUGUUUCCUUGCAGAUCAUGUGAUGUUUACAUUGAGCUGCUGUGUUGUGUCAUAUUUCAGGUUAUUGUAUGCAGGACUCCUUUUGCAUUGAAGUUAAAAACACUUGCUGUAUCACUGAGCGUCUUCUUCGCUCUCUUUUUUUAAACUGGCGUUUUUUUCUAAUGACGAUGUGAAAAUAUUGUGACAGCGCGAGAGCGGUUGCCCGUAGCGUUGUUUUCACUCGCAGCAGGCGUCUGUGUUCAGAGGAGAAGCUCUAAAAAGCCACAGCGGAGUACCUGCUCAGCAGCAAACAGACACGGCUCAGUCAGACGCUCGCUGCUGAACACGGAGAAGCUUUUAGCGGCUCGAAAUGCAGACGUUUCCCUCGGGAGCCGUCGGGCCGUAGCUCCCGGAUCUGAGACGUGUCGCAAACAGAGAAGUGUUUCUGACCGCCAGCAGGGGGCAGUCACACUGGCUCCAAUAACGCUUCACCUUGCAUGAAUUUUACCUUUCCUGAUGCCUUUAUGUGCUCACAGGCUGGAUGUAAAUUAUUGUUUCAUAUUCAGGAAGCAGGGAGGAGUCUGUACUCCUCCCUGCUUCCUGAAUUCCACGGGUCCGUCACAGUUCACUGUGAACUCGAGUCAGGCUGCAGGGAGCUGAAUAUCUGCACACCUGAUAUUUGUGGGUGGAAGCUGAGACUUGAAACCAGUUUGUCUUAAAUUGUGUUGAUCUGGAGUUUUUUUCCUGCAGAUGUUUUCUGGAACUAGGCCGGGAUGCUAAAAGCGUAGCCACGGGAACGACAUUAUUUAUAAACAAACUGCAGUGUAGAAAUUAGAGAUGGCACGAUGCCACUUUGUUACUUUGAAAUGCCGGUUUGGUAGCGAGGCUUCAAAUGCUCAACCAGACCGCCGACAGGUCUGGCACGCCACAGCCGCUCUAUCACGUGACGCAUACUGCUCCGACGUGCUAACGUUAUGAGCUGAGUUACGCCGUGUCGCUAGUUUUGGGAGGUGCUUUGGUGAUAUUGAAUGGAUCAGAUUAGAUUUUUUUAUGUCUCUCCGAUAUCCAAUCCAGUAAUUUAGGUCAGUAUCGGACCGAUGCGUGAUAUCGGUCCAACCCUAGUAGAAAUGAAACAUGUCCGUACAUGUCGAUCGUAAUUCCCUGCAGCUCCAUCAGAACCUCUGACAGAGAUUCAAACCUGCAUCACACUCAGCGUGAGUCAAGGAUGCUGCUGAUGGAUGCACGAGGUGGUAAAAGCAUUAAAGGGUUAUCUACGAAUGUCCACUAGUGACCGGCUACAAAGUGUACGCAACAAGUUAAUUGGUUUAAACGUGGACGGGCUUUAGAGGAUUAUCCCAGGUGUGCUCAGGUGUUCCUCAGAUGGUAUCAGUGAAAACGCCGAGUUCAAAGCUUCAGCGCUGGACCGCGUACGUUUAUACCGACUCCGUUGUCGUUGUUUCAAAUAAACAAUCAUUUGUCUCCAAUGGGCGUGAACGGCUUCAACCAGCAGCAACUUUAAAUGUGAUUGGUCCCCUGAGCAGAUCGCUGCAUGCUUCGGACGGCGCUUCAGUCGAGCCCGCGUUCAGCCUGGAGAGUUCACAGUGAUCGAGUAGUCGUGGCCCUGCCUCCUGCAGCGCUGUGUCCAGGCUCCGCCCCUUACCUAAACUGGAGUUUUCCCACAGGGUAACGGGUUGCAGUUUGGGCGUUUGUCUUCUUGUUAUCGGGUUCGUUGUGGAGCCGGCAGAGCGCCACGGGGUAUCAAGAGUUCGUUUGUGACUUUGCUUAAAUCCUGCAGCCGCUCUGGAUGAGCACACACAAGGUCACAUGUCAAAUUAUAUCAAUGCAUCAGCGGGGAUUAUGGGAUCGCUGGGAUUGUCAGGCUCAUCCUCGACACUCUGAGUCUCGCCUCCUUUGUGUCUUUUGCUCUCACAGUGUGCAGACUCAGUUUUUCACUGAACGUCAGAUUAAAGAGCCCGGAGCUUUGCUCCAGUAACAAGAUCAGAUGAUCAUUUUGUUUCGUCUGUGCCUCAGUUUUACGUAAAUUAAAGGAAAAAACUCUUCAAACAUCCAUUUUUGCUUUAAUUAAAUGAUCCUGAUGAAUCUUUGCAAUCUUAAAGCUACGAGCAGUGACGAUGAUGAUGAGGAAGACACCUAAACCUUAUUUUCUGCACGCCUCAAAGGUCCUGCGGGGACAUAAAAGCACCUCCUAAGCCUGGCGAGGGGAACCCAGCAGCUCCCGUGUCGUGACUCAUCGCUCAGGUUUCCUCGCCGCGGCUCAGAUAUGAACGCGGAGCGUCCUCCGGUGAAUCGCAACAUGUGCUCGAGUAUCCCGCUAACAUCACCGCCUGCCCGGCCCUCCAUUAUUCACCGUCCGAGGAGCCGCCGCAGGAUCUGAUGACGCCGUCAGCUGACCUUGAAGACAUUAAAGGAGGAGCACGUGCAUUUCUGUUGUUGCUGCUAAACAUGUGAUGUCCCCCUCGUCUGUUCCUCCAGCUCCGCCCGUGGCGAGCACACGCCUCUCUGAAUGACAUGUUUGACGUUAAUUACGUGUUGACAUGCGUGUCUCUGCGUUCUUUCUAAUCAUCAUCUAAUGAUACACGCCCAGGCAGCGGCGGCAGAGUGCGGCCAUGUGACAUAUUCAGUCUCACCAGGGGCGCGAGGUCUUUUUGCUGCGUUUCAUGUUAUGGAUUUCGGUUGUUGGCACUGUGGGCCCUCCGUAGAGGUGCUCUUUUAGGUUUUGGGGCAGGAUUAGGACGGAGGAUGUCCUUUUCUUCUGUCACAGCUGGAACAGCAGCAUUUUUGGCAGCGUGUCCUGAGGCCAACGUUUCUCUUUAGCUGGUUAUAAAAUGACGGCGAGCCCGUCCGCAGGCUGCGUUCGAUCUUCGUCUUCGGACGAGGCGUCAUCGAUGGGCGGUCCUCUCUGACCUCGUUCAGUCGAGUCUUCUCAGGCUGAACAUCCGGCGCCAUGCCGCUGUCUCUGAACCGCGACGUGUGGCGCUCCAUCGGGACACCAUCCCGCCACCGCGUCUUCGUGUGUCACGCCGCGUUGCAUCACGUCACGCUGUCACAUCACAUUAGGUCCUGUCAGAUGCAUCGUUUCCUGCUGAAGUGCAAGAAACCGAAACUUUCCGCAGCUCCACAGGUGCUGUUUUUUACGCUAGCGCGACCUUUGACCUCAGCUGAGAGGAACAAUUAAGGUCGAGGGGUCAAACUGUUCCUGCAGGUGGUCGACUUUCAUCGCACACCUUUAUUAUAUUUGUUACUUCUUCUUCUUUAUUAUUAUCCAACCAGCAGCAAAUAAUGAGCAUGUAUCUGUAUAAAUAUUCAUAUCUGCUGUUGUCUGAUACAUGUGACUGUAUUUAAUAAACCAUUUGAAAUUCUUUUUGAUAUUUCACUGUAUUAUUAUCAUUCAUCAGGGUUUUCUUUUGUACUGUGGGAUACACUAUAUUUCAUCUUCAGUGCCUAUUUCCUCGUCCUUCUGAUGAUCAUGGAGUCGGGAUCGCUGCUUCUUGGAGCAGGUCCUUAGCGUUUCACUCCCGGGAUCGUUUAGAUCAGCGUCCCCGUCGGCUCCUCCCACAUUAAACCAUUUGCUGCUGUUGGCAUGAACUCAGAGGGAGUUUUUCGUGUGACGGCUCUUCUCCGAUGCUCAGGCAGGAUGUGCGGGAGCUCGGUCGGAGCUUAAACUAACAUGAAACAAAACAAGAAUGAUCCCAUCAGGUCCAGUUCAAAUCCCCCUAAAGUCCAUUAUGAUGGCGUGAUCGGGUUAAAGGCCUAAACCUGAAGACAAAUAUAAACACCGGAGGAUUCAGGGCUCUGCCUCCCAGAGACGCUGCUGGGUUUCAGGAAUUCCAGAUACUAUGAAACUAUGAAGUCAGUUUAAAUUCAUACCUUUGCGCACCUGUUACCUGUUUGACGCCAGAAAGACUUGAGAGCACACAGACUCAGAGGUGCGAGAAUUUGACAUUUUAUUAACAAGUUGAACCUGCUGCUGUGUCUGCGAUGAGCCAAUGAGGUGAGGGUGUCCUGUUAACCCUGUGAGGUCAUCAGUCGAGAACCCCUCAGGUGUGUUCACACCUAUUUUUGCACAGUCUGAUUUUGUGCAGCGAAGCCGACGGGCGCAAACGUGAACAGAAGCAAAUCCAACCAAAGAUUUUAACUUCGGCAGAAAGUUUUCACGUGAGCAGCUGGCGAGACGUGGAGGAGGAGUUAUUAAUGCUGAGGCUGAGUGAUUCAUGGAUCAAUAGGUCUCCUGGUUCAUCUGACGCCUCCGGGACGCAUCGUACGUGAUGUUUACAGUUUUGCUUUUUUUAAAAUUCGCUCGCUGCACGACCAAUGAGCUCGUGCGACCGGGAGGUGACUGUCACACAGCCGUCCUUGCACAGUUGAUAACGUUGCUGCUCCUCCGAGUGUUGGUCUGAUUUUAAUGACAGUUUCAUUCACAACGAUCACCAAACAAGUCUUCAACCAAACAGGCAGAACAUGCACUUUGUGUGGCAUCGUUCCAGGCCUGAGCAGCGUGCUGCUGCCUCGCAUGAACCCCUUUGUCCUGAUCAACAUGGCGGGAGCUCUGUCCCUGUGCAUCACCUACAUGCUCAUCGAAAUCAACAACUUCAACGCGGUGGACACGGCGUCUGCGGUCGCCAUCGCCCUCAUGACCUUCGGCACCAUGUAUCCCAUGAGCGUGUACAGCGGCAAAGUGCUGCUGCAGACCACGCCCUCCCACAUCAUCGGGCAGCUGGACAAGCUUCUGAGAGAGGUGUCGACUCUGGACGGGGUGCUGGAGGUCCGAAACGAGCACUUCUGGACAGUUGGCUUUGGAUGUCUGGCUGGCUCCGCCCACGUCCGGAUCCGCCGCGACGCCAACGAGCAGCUGGUUCUGGCUCACGUCACCAACCGGCUGCUGCCACUCGUCUCCACGCUGACCGUGCAGAUCUUCAAAGACGACUGGUCCCGGCCCCUCCUCACCGGGGCCCUCUCCUCCUCCUCAUCCUCCUCGCCCACUGCCUCCCCGCUGGGUGCUGCUGAUGGCUACGCCGCCCUCGCCUCAUCGCUGCCUCCUCUGCUCUUGUCCCCGGGAGGAGAGUUCGACCCACUGACCUCCACCCCCUCCAAACCCACCAGCCCCCCUCCGGAGUUCUCCUUCGACACUCCGGGGAGGAACGUGCAGCCAAUGGUCCUCGCCGCUUUGGGACACCACACCCACAGGCCGUACGGAGGCCUGGGACUCUCCUACGGGUCGACCCCCUACACAGGGAUGCUGAAUCAGGGCCUGGCGCGGCCUGGUGGCGGGAUGGGACUGGGCACACAGGGUCUGGGGGUCGGGCUCGGACUGGGCGUGGGCAGCGCCGGGGGGCCGUCCUCUCAGAGCUACAGAACUGCGUUUGGCGGGUCGACGGCGCCGCUGCGCUUCGGAAACCCUCUGGCUUCACAGUCGCAGUACCGACAGUACCAGCCGUGACCGCUCCGGCGGGUUCAGGACCUUCGGGUACUCGAAAUUCAUUUGUGACGGUCGGCUCCUCGGGAACGUCGAGUCAGGCAGCGGCGUCACAGCAUCGACGACAGCGCCAGUUUCUGGUGUUAGAUGUCGAUGACUUCAGAGGAGCGAUGGUGGUGAUGUAUUUAUUGUCCGGACGAGGGGACCACCGCGUAUCUUUGAGUGCUUUCUUUGUUAUGGGACUGAUCGCGAGGUUUGGCGGUUAGAAAGUGGCGUGCUCGUACUUUGUAAGCUUUUUUUUCCUGCAAACAUUCCUUAAAAAAAUAAAAGUCUUUGAGUCUGAA
Messenger RNA from Haplochromis burtoni (Burton's mouthbrooder), 8703 nucleotides. RefSeq names its product solute carrier family 30 member 6 (gene slc30a6). The transcript has 6 exons. The coding region runs from base 7349 to 8383 and encodes 344 amino acids. The record is from RefSeq and is a predicted model, not a curated record. Gene Ontology annotation, biological process: monoatomic cation transport; transmembrane transport. Gene Ontology annotation, cellular component: membrane. Gene Ontology annotation, molecular function: monoatomic cation transmembrane transporter activity. Lineage: Eukaryota; Metazoa; Chordata; Actinopteri; Cichliformes; Cichlidae.